AUGCGACUCAUAAAAAGUUCAUUCAUGCGACUCGCCAAAAGAAUUCAUUCAUGGCUCGCCAAAGAAUUCAUGCGACUCGCCAAAAGAAUUCAUGCGGCAUGCGGCCGCCAAAAAGAAUUCAUGCGACUCGCCAAAAAGAGUUCAUGCGGCUCGCCAAAAGAAUUCAUGCGACUCGCCAAAAGAGUUCAUGCGGUUCGCCAAAAGAAUUCAUACGACUCGCCAAAAAGAAUUCCGAAAAAUUCAUGCAAAUCGCCAAAGAAAGUUCAUGCGGCCCGCCAAAAGAAUUCAUGCGACUCGCCAAAAGAGUUCAUGCGGCCCGCCAAAGAAUUCAUGCGACUCGCCAAAGAAUUCAUGCGACUCGCCAAAAGAAUUCAUGCGCGUGACUCGCCAAAAAAGAAUUCAUGCGACUCGCCAAAAGAAUUCAUGCGGCCCGCCAAAAGAAUUCAUGCGACUCGCCAAGAAUUCAUGCGCGACUCGCCAAAAGAAUUCAUGCCAAAGGACUCAGCCCAAGAAUUCAUGCGACUCGCCAAAGAAUUCAUGGCCCACCAAAAGAAUUCGCCAAAGAAUUCGCGCGACUCGCCAAAAGAAUUCAUGCGAAUCGCCAAAAGUUCAUGCGACUCGCCAAAGAAUUCAUGCGACUCGCCAAAAGAAUUCAUGCGAUCGCCAAAGAAAUCAUGCGAAAAAGAAUUCAUGCGACCCGCCAAAAGAGUUCAUGCGGCCGCCAAAGAAUUCAUGCGACUCGCCAAAAGUUCAUGCGGCCCGCCAAAAGAAUUCAUGCGACUCGCCAAAAGAAUUCAUGCGGCUCGCCAAAAAGAAUUAUGCGACUCGCCAAAAGAGUUCAUGCGGCCAAAAUAA
This is a messenger RNA of Acanthosepion pharaonis, 855 nucleotides long. The record is from the annotation of a GenBank genome assembly. NCBI's taxonomy places the organism in Eukaryota, Metazoa, Mollusca, Cephalopoda, Sepiida, Sepiidae.